AUGCAUCUGACAGAAAAUACAUUUAACAGGGGGGGGAAAGCCUUGUAUCCAGCCAAGAAACUUUCUGAAUAUUUCUGGAAGAACAGCAGAUAUUAUGUCUGUGGUCACAGGAUUUGGUGGCUCUCUAUCUGGAGGAAACCCUACUCCUUUGAACAGAAGAUCUCUCUGAAGCAAGGGAAAAACAAGAUUCACAGUUUGUCUCCCUGGAAUAUCUCAUAUGAUAACUUCCAGUCCAAGAUGAGCUUAGAAAAUGAUGACAAGAGAGCUCGCACAAGAUCUAAGGCAAUACGAGUGCCCACGGAACUCAUAGGACAGGAGGUGAGCUGCCCCACACCAGGAUGCAAUGGUUCAGGGCACAUCCGUGGGAAGUAUUCAAGGCACAGAAGUUUACAAAGCUGUCCUCUAGCGAAGAAAAGAAAGCUUCACGACACGGAGGCGGAGCACCUGGUGUCCAAGAGGAAAUCUCAUCCUCUGAAGCUGGCUCUUGAUGAAGGCUACAACGUAGAUAGUGAUGGCAGUGAGGAGACGGAGGUGAAGGAGGAUUCUGUCUCGGAUGAAUCGGAAGGAACUUUGGAAGAGGAAGAGCCUGAACCCAUAGAACAGGAGGAGAUUCAUAGCCCGGAGCCAGCUGAAGGAAGGAGCCCUACCAAAUCUCACUACAGACCCAAUGCAUCCAGUGGUCCAACAGGCCCCUCCAAGGCCAAUUACAGCAGCUACCAGGAAAUCAUUGCCACUUCUCUCUUAAACUUGGGCCAAAUUGCAGAAGAAACCCUGGCUAUUGAGGGCCAGCUGCCUGAGAACCAAGGGCAAGCUGCAAAGUCCAGCACCAACAUCGUCCACCUGGUUCAGGAGGGGGCUGGAGAGCGGGUAUCCGGGGAAGAGGGAGAUAAGGAAAUCUUCAUCCAGACAGAAGAUGCUGAGGAGGUCAUUGAGGUCACAGGAGAGAGGGGCAGCGAACUCUGUCUGAACCCCCGAGAGAGCCUGGCCAGUCAGGACUCCCGCAAAGCCCAGACUGGAGCACAGGCCACUGAAGAGGAGGAGGAUGAUGAAGAGGAUGAUGAUGAAGAGGAAGACGAUGACGAGGAGGAGGACGAUGAGGAAGAAGACGAGGAAGAAGAUGAGGAGGAGGAAGAGAAGCCCCCUGAAGUCGUCUGCGAAGAAGUCCCUCAUGCCUCCCAAGACCCCCCAAAGGCUCACUGCCCCAACCAGCUCAGCCCUCAGCCUGAAUACUCUGUCAUCGUCGAGGUGCGCUCCGAUGGUGACAAGGAUGAUGAUGCACACUCCCAGAAGUCCGCAGUGACUGAUGAGUCAGACAUGUACGACAUGAUGACCCGAGGGAACCUGGGCCUCCUAGAGCAGGCCAUCGCGCUAAAGGCGGAGCAAGUGCGGGUAGUCAGGGAGCCUGGCCGGCUGCCAGUAGAAGCGGGGAAACUGCUCCCAGCCGACGGGAAGCAAAACAGGCCCCUGGACACAGUCCGGAAAAAUUACUACAGUAAAGAUGCUUCAAGAGCUGAAAAGCGUGAGAUCAAAUGCCCCACUCCAGGUUGUGAUGGGACUGGUCAUGUCACAGGAUUGUACCCUCAUCAUCGGAGUCUAUCUGGCUGCCCCCACAAGGACAGGAUUCCUCCAGAGAUCUUGGCCAUGCAUGAGAAUGUGUUGAAAUGCCCCACUCCUGGCUGUACAGGGCAAGGUCAUGUAAACAGCAACCGGAACACACACAGAAGUUUGUCUGGGUGUCCCAUUGCUGCAGCUGAAAAAUUAGCCAAAUCUCAUGAGAAGCAACAGCCGCAGGCGGGCGAUCCUUCCAAGAGUAGCUCAAAUUCUGAUCGGAUUCUCAGGCCAAUGUGCUUCGUCAAGCAGCUGGAGAUUCCUCAGUAUGGGAGCUACAGGCCCAAUAUGGUCCCAGCCACACCCAGGGCCAACCUGGCUAAGGAGCUGGAGAAGUACUCCAAGGUCACCUUCGAUUAUGCAAGUUUUGAUGCUCAGGUUUUUGGCAAACGCAUGCUUGCCCCAAAGAUUCAGACUAGCGAAACCUCACCUAAAGCCUUUAAAUCCAAACCUUUUCCAAAGGCCUCUUCCCCCAGGCACAGCCCCUCCGGUAGUUAUGUGAAGAGCACGUCAUCUUCUUCCGCAGGCUUCGACUAUUCCCAUGAUGCCGAGGCUGCGCACAUGGCUGCCACCGCCAUCUUAAAUCUCUCCACCCGUUGCUGGGAAAUGCCAGAGAAUCUCAGCACAAAGCAGCAGGAUAUCCCCAGCAAGUCUAUGGACAUUGAGGUGGAUGAAAAUGGGACUCUGGACUUAAGCAUGAACAAACAUCGCAAACGGGAGAAUGCCUUCCCCAGCAGCAGCAGCUGCAGCAGCAGUCCCAGUGUCAAAUCCCCAGAUGUUUCCCAACGCCAAAACAGCACCAGUGCCACAAGCAGCACCAUGACCUCACCCCAGUCCAGUCAGACCUCACGGCAGGAUGAGUGGGAUGGCCCCAUUGACUAUACCAAACCCAGCCGUCAGCGAGAAGAGGAGCCUGAAGAGUCAGAGCCAGCAGCAAAUUCUUUUGCUUCCUCUGAAGCAGAUGACCAGGAAGUGUCAGAGGAAAACUUUGAAGAACGGAAGUAUCCAGGGGAAGUUACCUUAACCAACUUUAAGCUGAAGUUCCUCUCCAAGGACAUCAAGAAGGAGCUGCUUACCUGUCCCACCCCGGGCUGUGAUGGCAGUGGACACAUCACUGGAAACUAUGCCUCCCAUCGCAGCCUUUCUGGUUGUCCUCUUGCUGACAAGAGCCUCAGAAACCUCAUGGCUGCACACUCUGCUGACCUCAAGUGCCCAACUCCUGGAUGUGAUGGUUCGGGUCACAUAACAGGAAAUUAUGCAUCACAUAGGAGUUUGUCAGGCUGCCCUCGUGCCAAGAAAAGUGGAAUAAAGGUAACACCUACAAAAGAUGAUAAGGAGGACCCAGAGCUGAUGAAGUGUCCUGUUCCAGGCUGUGUUGGACUUGGACAUAUAAGUGGCAAGUACGCCUCCCAUCGCAGUGCAUCUGGGUGUCCACUGGCAGCCCGGAGGCAGAAGGAAGGGUCGCUUAAUGGCUCAUCAUUUUCCUGGAAAUCACUAAAGAAUGAGGGGCCCACUUGUCCCACUCCUGGCUGCGAUGGCUCAGGUCAUGCCAAUGGGAGCUUCCUCACACACAGAAGUUUGUCAGGCUGUCCCAGAGCAACCUUUGCCGGAAAGAAGGGAAAACUCUCAGGGGAUGAAAUUCUCAGCACCAAGUUCAAGACCAGUGACGUGCUUGAGAAUGAUGAAGAAAUCAAACAGCUAAAUAAGGAGAUCAGUGAGCUAAAUGAGUCCAACACAGAGAUGGAGGAGGCCAUGGUGAAGCUGCAGUCACAGAUAUCCACCAUGGAGAAAAAUCUCAAGAACAUCGAGGAAGAAAACAAAAUCAUAGAGGAACAGAAUGAAGCCUUGUUCCUGGAGCUUUCUGGGUUAAGCCAGGCACUCAUCCAAAGUCUCGCCAACAUUCGCCUUCCACAUAUGGAGCCUAUCAGUGAACAGAAUUUUGAUGCUUAUGUCAACACCCUUACUGACAUGUACACCAACCAAGAGUGCUAUCAGAACCCAGAAAACAAGGACCUCCUUGAGAGCAUCAAACAAGCUGUCAAGGGGAUCCAGGUCUAG
This is a messenger RNA of Gracilinanus agilis (Agile Gracile Mouse Opossum), 3666 nucleotides long. It is a transcript of the gene MYT1, whose product is annotated as myelin transcription factor 1. Gene Ontology annotation, molecular function: zinc ion binding. The record is from RefSeq and is a predicted model, not a curated record. Gene Ontology annotation, cellular component: nucleus. Gene Ontology annotation, biological process: regulation of DNA-templated transcription. Lineage: Eukaryota; Metazoa; Chordata; Mammalia; Didelphimorphia; Didelphidae. The transcript is spliced from 22 exons. The coding region runs from base 1 to 3666 and encodes 1221 amino acids.